AUGGGGCUUUCAGACUUGGGCUUAUGCAUAUCAAGGUCACUUCUUUUCAAUAUUUGUAUCUAUGUAACAGUUACAUGUUGCAUCAGCUUGACCAGGCUUGCAAGCAUGCCUACCACUGCAGCCACCAGGCUUGUAGGGAAUGAGACAGAUCGACUUGCACUGUUGGCCUUCAAGGCCAAAAUAACCAAUGACCCUCUUCAGGUUAUGAGUUCAUGGAAUGGUUCCAUUCACUUCUGCCAGUGGCACGGUGUCACGUGUGGUCGCCGACACAAAAGGGUCACUGAAUUAGACCUAAGGUCUCAGAAAUUGUUUGGAUCCAUAUCCCCGUAUAUUGGAAAUCUAAGUUUUCUUAGACUACUAUAUCUCCACAACAAUAGCUUUGGAAAAGAAAUCCCCCCAGAGCUUGGUCGUUUAUGGAGACUGCAAGUUUUAGGCCUCAACAAUAACUCAAUAAGUGGCAAAAUUCCUGCCAGUUUAUCUGCUUGCUCUAACCUUCAUUCCUUAGUUUUGGAAUUCAACAACCUAGUAGGGCCAAUUCCUGUGGAAUUGGGCUCCUUGUCAAAGCUCCGUGUUGUUUAUGUUGCGAAAAAUAACCUAACAGGAAAUUUACCUCAUUCUCUCAUGAACUUGUCAUAUCUAGAGCUACUUUCUGCAAACGAUAAUAAUAUUGGCGGGAGUGUCCCUGACGCACUUGGUCAACUUAAAAAGCUAACCAUGAUUGAACUUGGAAUCAAUAGGCUUUCUGGCACCAUCCCUCCUUCAAUCUUCAAUCUCUCUUCUCUGACAAGUUUGGAUCUGAGGCAAAAUAACAUCACAGGCAGUUUUCCCUCGGAUAUAGGCAUCACUCUUCCUAAUAUUCAAUAUUUUAAUGUUUACACUAACCAAUUUACUGGAUCAAUUCCUACCACAAUAUCCAAUGCAUCGAAUCUGGUAUCGUUAUUUUUCAGUGCAAAUAAUCUUACUGGAAAGGUACCUACAAUGGAGAGACUGCAUAAGCUGACUCGUUUAAAAUUAGUCAGCAAUCAUCUUGGGAGUGGGGGAAUUGAAGACUUCAACUUUUUGUCCUCUUUGGUCAAUGCCACCAAUUUAAAUAUGUUGACUUUGAACGACAACAAUUUUGGAGGAAUGCUUCCCAAAUCCAUCAGCAACUUCUCAACAAAGCUUGAAUUCUUCCACGUGGCCAAUAAUCAGUUAUUUGGGAGUAUCCCGGAUGGGAUUGGGAAUCUAAUCAGCUUGACUUGGCUAAAUUUCUGGGGCAACAUGUUCACAGGAAACAUUCCCACUGAAAUUGGAAUGCUUCGAAAGCUAAACAAAUUUGACAUGUCAGAUAACAAUUUCUCUGGAUGCAUUCCAUCCUCUUUGGGAAAUUUAAGUAUGUUAAACCUCUUGGAUUUUGGAAGCAAUAAUCUUAAUGGCAACAUCCCUCCAAGUCUUGGGAAAUGUCAAAAUUUGUUAGUACUUGAUCUUUCUAAUAACAAUCUCAGUGGUACCAUACCCUCAGAAGUUGUCAGUCUCUCCUCCUUAUCCAUCGUUCUCGAUUUGUCUCAAAACCGUUUCACUGGUUCACUUCCCAUAGAAAUUGGAAAUUUGAAAAAUUUAGGUGAAUUGUAUGUUUCGGAGAACAUGCUGUCCAGUGAAAUUCCAAGCACUAUUGGUAGCUGUGUGAGAUUAGAGGGAUUAUAUAUGGCAGGUAACUUCUUACAAGGGAGCAUUCCAUCAUCUUUGAGCUCUCUGAGAGGUCUUCAAUGUUUAGAUCUUUCUCGCAACAAUUUGUCAGGGAUGGUACCAAUAAAAGGUGUCUUUGCAAAUGCAACUGCAGUUUCAGUCACUAGAAACAGUAAGCUCUGUGGAGGUAUACCUGAAUUACGGCGGCCUCCAUGUAACUUCAAAGGAUCCAAAAAGAGGGGAAUAACUCUCACAUUAAAAAUUAUAAUUCUCGUCGCGUCAGGGCUUCUUGGAUUAACAUUACUGUUGUGCAUUCUAUUUCUUUGCUGGUGUAAAAAAAAGAGAGUAACGCCUUCUUCAGGAAAUUUAGGAAGUUUUUUUUUGAAAGUGUCCUACCAAAGUUUACAUAGAGCUACGAAUGGUUUCAGCCACUCCAAUUUGGUAGGGAUGGGUAGUUUUGGGUCUGUAUAUGAAGGAAUUCUUGAUCAGGAAGGGAAAAAGGUUGCAGUGAAGGUACUUAAUCUUUUCAAGCCAGGAGCUUCCAAGAGUUUCAUCACCGAGUGUGAGGCGUUGAGGAACAUAAGGCAUCGGAAUCUUGUCAAGGUAAUCACCGCAUGUUCAAGUGUUGAUCACCAAAAUAAUGACUUCAAAGCUCUGAUUUAUGAGUUCAUGGUCAACGGAAGCCUAGAUGAUUGGUUGCAUCCAAAUCGAGAAGAACUUGAGCCAUACGAGGAACCAAAAAAAUUAAGUCUUGUUCAGAGAUUGAAUAUUGCCAUGGAUGUUGCUUGUGCACUGGAUUAUCUCCACCACCGUUGCGAAACUACAAUAAUUCAUUGUGAUCUGAAGCCAAGCAAUGUUCUUUUGGAUGAUGACAUGAUUGCACAUGUAGGUGACUUUGGGAUAUCAAGAUUUGUUCUUGAUGCUAACGAUAACGAUAGUGGAAACCAAACCAGUUCUGUUGGAAUCAGAGGAUCUGUUGGUUAUAUGCCACCAGAGUAUGGUAUGGGAAGUGAGGCGUCAACAUCCGGUGAUGUGUACAGCUAUGGCAUUCUCUUAUUGGAGAUGUUUACUGGAAAAAGGCCGACUGAUGAAAUGUUUAGUGAUGGUUUGGAACUUCACAACUUUGCCAAGGCAACUGUUAUAAUUGCAAAUUCAGUACUUCUUCAACAAAGAGAAGAGAGGGAGGCAAGCAUGAGCACCAACAACACUCUCAAUCAAAACCGUGAUAGCAGUUAUAAGAUUCAGGAGUGCUUAACUUCGGUAUUUAAAAUUGGAAUUGCAUGUUCAGAAGAGUCACCAACUGAACGAUUGGAUAUUAUUGACGUAGUAACCAAGUUGCAGAUCACCAGGAACAAUCUUCUUGUUGAUCAUACCACGCUGUUCUUCUCUGGGUGCUUGAGGCCUGUUAAGAUUGAAGGAGUUGGUUGA
Messenger RNA from Cornus florida, 3093 nucleotides. RefSeq names its product probable LRR receptor-like serine/threonine-protein kinase At3g47570. Lineage: Eukaryota; Viridiplantae; Streptophyta; Magnoliopsida; Cornales; Cornaceae. Gene Ontology annotation, biological process: protein phosphorylation. Gene Ontology annotation, molecular function: ATP binding; protein kinase activity; protein binding. The transcript is spliced from 6 exons. The record is from RefSeq and is a predicted model, not a curated record. The coding region runs from base 1 to 3093 and encodes 1030 amino acids.